AUGAAAUCAACAACUGUCUAUUGUGUUUAUCUUGGAGGUAACCUAAUCAAUUGGAGUUCUAAAAAGAAAAAAUCAGUGGCAAGGUCUACAACAGAAGCCGAGUACAGAGCUCUAUCAGAAGUCGGCACUCAAGUAAUUUGGCUAAGGUCGCUUCUUACUGAAGUAGGAUUUCAUAGCAAGGAACCGACUAUUGUUUGGUGCGACAAUUCAGGAGCAAGACAACUUACUGCUAAUAUUGUCUUCCACUCAAAAACUAAGCAUAUCAAAAUUGAUGUUCAUUACAUUCGAGACAAGGUUGCACGCAAAGAAAUUGAAGUUAGAUACAUCCCAUCUUUGCAACAAACUGAAGACAUUCACCAUUUUGAGUGGGCAUGUUAA
Molecule: messenger RNA, 378 nt
Organism: Lactuca virosa
Lineage: Eukaryota; Viridiplantae; Streptophyta; Magnoliopsida; Asterales; Asteraceae
Source: the annotation of a GenBank genome assembly